ACAACGUUAGCUUUAGUUGAGUUUCCAGCUUAUAUUUUUCUUGCAAGUUAGAAGGAAAACAAAGAGUAACUGUAUGACGUAUUUUUCGUAUCGGUUUAGUUAAUCGGUGUGAUACGUGAUAUGGGUCUCGUUUAACAAAUAUUUUGUUAGAGCAGUCAUACUCGUGAAUUCUUGGAACAAUUAAAGUUUUGUCAUCUUGGGAUCCUAGACGCUGAGAACAGUGUCAGCAUCUUUAUGGCUCUAUGACAGUUCCAGUUCCUCCAAAAUGGUCGUAGAGUGUACUUCGAAGAUUGUUUACCAGUUGCUUUUGUCGAGUGUUAUUUUGUAUAAUGUCGUCUUUUGCGAGCUAUAUACGAGAUACCCACUGGAGAGUGAGAAGAUUUGUCAUCCUCUGGCACGAAAAGGCAAGAUUGUUGCGCCCACCAGUACAUUCAACUUAAAUCAUUCGAAGACUGCAAUUAUUGUUAAGCCUGGGCACAUGUUCGAUAGCUGGAUUGUCACUGCUGAUAAAUAUUGUAAAUUUACUGUUGAAACGCGUAAAGGAGUACAACUCUUUGCUGUUAUACAGAAAAUGUCUUUCCGACGAAAUGGGACCAAAUGUUUAGAUUACUUAAAAUUUAAGAGACGGGAUGGUUAUGAAUCUGAAGAAUUUUGUGGCCAAUUUGAUUGGAGAAGCGCGAGGUCUUUCACUUCUCCUGAAACAGAAAGUUCUGAAGAAAAUGAAGAUAGUGGGUCUUAUGCUAUAUUUGAUGUCAAAGGAAAAAUACAGACUAAGAUAUUUAUUUCUAAGGAACCUCUACAGAAAGACGAGACAUUGGAUCUAAGUAUUGUAUACACUCCUUAUACAGACUGUGAAAAAGUUGAUUCAGAAGAAUUUUUGCCUGUACGUGAAAGAACGUGUAUUUGGAAAGAUUUCUUUUGUGAUGGUUAUCUCAACUGUGCUUUUGAUAAUUGUGUUGCUGAAGAAAGUGAAUGUCCUGGUAUAAUUGUAAGCAAUGGUACUGGAACAAAAGUGACUGUUGGUGCAGUGACCACUAUAUUUUUAUGCUUCCUCAUAUUCGUUGUAUGCUUGUGGAUAUGUAGAAGGCAUAAGAAAUUAUGUUGGUCACCAGACUGUGCAGGACCAAUUACUGGAAAUGACAAUACCCCACAAUUAGAACGACAAAUGAAUAGAACAGUUGAUAGUCCAGUACCCUCAGCACCGAUGUUGGAAGUAGUGGUACCAGCACCUGUUCUAGACAAGGAUUUGCCGCCUAGUUACGAUUCUCUGUUCCCUAAUCAACUGAAUUCCACAACCACGCAAUAACAAGUAAUCUCCCAUCGGUAAGUUAUCUAAUGUUUUAAUUAGAUAAAAUCGUACAAUUUGCUUUUGCGAAUAAUGGUUUCAUCGCUCUAACGAGCCAGUUCAAUAGUUCCCAUUUGCAUUCCAAUAUCUGUUGAUUAAAGUAAGAUAUGUCCAUAUAAGAAUCUUGUAAACACUGACUAACGGUACUUAACUUUUUAAUGUUUUGAUACCAAUUACUUAUCAAAAAGUAACCCUCUAAUCAUUGUAAGAAAAAAAAUCUCAUUAUUUUGUUUUUUGUGAAUUUUAUCAUGCAAUGAAGCUUAAAGUUUUGUUGAUAGUCCAAAGACACAUAAGAAGAAUGAAGAGGUGUUUGAAAGUUAAGGAGAAUUUCUAUAAUCUGCUUCAACUACUUAUAUUGGACAAUAACUUUUGAAUAGAAAUAAAGUUCAGAACAACUGCUUUGACUUUACUGUCGAUUUAAUAUUAUAGUAGAUUUAAAUUGGUGAAUAAGACUGCUGUGAAUUGUUCUUAUUGCGUAUGAAGAAACCUAACUUUUUUUCCGGAAGUAAAGUAGUUUAUUCGAAAAAAUGUAUAAAGCAGUGACCUCAAUACCUUGGUAACUGAUUCUCCGACUACACAUGUAUCUCUUAGAUCUAUAUACAUAUGUAUAACGUAGGAUAAGACUAUAAAUGAAAAGACCAUGAACGGGAUACUCCUUUGUAUUGAGAAAAUAUGUCAGAAUUAAUGAAAACGUAUAAAACAUAUUCUAUUUACAUGUGCCUGCCAUUAAUAAUAUGAUAUUUUCGACUCGCAUAUCCAUAUUGACUUUAUAAAUAUCGCUAAUUAUAAUAUCACAUAGAUAGAUGUAUAUUUUGGAGUUGCUACAGCAACGUAUAUAAUAUAAAACAUAAAACCACUCUGAUACAGAUGAAUUAAUGUUCUGUAAAUAUUGAAUUUGUAAUAAAAUGAAAAUUAAAUACAUAACGA
Molecule: messenger RNA, 2272 nt
Organism: Cephus cinctus (wheat stem sawfly)
Lineage: Eukaryota; Metazoa; Arthropoda; Insecta; Hymenoptera; Cephidae
Exons: 4
Coding region: 266-1306 (346 amino acids)
Source: RefSeq, a predicted model, not a curated record